UUCGCGGCAGCGUUUGGGGGGUCGGGAGGCAACAAGUCUCGCGUAUAAAGUGCAGCAAACAGCAGUAGCAGCCGGCAGUAUUGCCGAACGAGUGAAGAAUGAUGACAAGAUAGUCGUCACAUCGUGCGUCACCAAAUGUGAAGAGCCGCCUGCCUCGGCACGACCCUUCUUAAUGAAAAGGUCCCGAAGCAACACAAUGGCUACGAAAGGAGCUGUAGUGGUGGGCUCCGGAUUAAUCCGACUACCCUAGGAGAAUUUAACCUACACCCAAAGUACACGAGCGUUCAUGGAUUUCGCCCACUAUCGAAAACUUGCCGCCGAGACCGGAAAUCGAACUCGUGCUCAGCAGCAAAAUACCAUAUCCACUGAACGGAAAAUGCUUCGGUUUCACACUCUGGAUGCCAGUGCUGAGACACAGUCGUCAAGGGUCGACGCCGUCCCAUCUCGCCACCAAAGUCAACGUCAUCGCCCUUGCCGAUGCGGCCUUCGUCACUUUUCAUUGCCGAUCUGUCGCCGCGAUCGAAGCCUAAAGUUUCCAGACCGUUGACUGCGGCGACAAUGAGACCGGUCGAGAUCUUCGUGCUCGAGCAUGCACUCAAAUACCAGAUGGGCAAUGCCGUGAAAGCUCUGCGUGGCCGGGGUAACAAGCAGACCAUUGUGUACAAUUUGAGCUCACCAUACAUCUGCCUUAUGUACCUGGUGCACGUCUUCAGUGGCUACCUGACCUCGUCAUACCAAACCAUCUCCACUUGGGAUCCUGCAGUCCUGAAGGUGCUCGUAGAUGUUUUCAUGGACAUGUACUCCCGAGAAAAGUUCACCUCCGAGAAGGUCCUUGUCCCUCUCAUCUUGCGUGCCCGGUUGUUGGAGAUCAUCGUGUAUGCUGAAAAGGCAAUGCCACCUGGCUAUGUGCUGGAAAAGCUGGAUGCAUAUUUUCCACAGCCCACGGAAUCUACCUGGAAGGAGUUUGGUCAGACCUACUCUCUCAGGGGCAAGUCUAUGUCGUGGCUGCUGGACACUUGCAAGAAAUCUCGCCAGUACGUAAUGAACCUGGUGAUGAAGAAAAAACGCUUGGACAGUGACUCGCGGGACCUUGAAGGAUUUGUGGUGACUGUCAAGCGUCUUGUUGACCAGAUUGCUGCUGACAUCUCUACAACCAUCCCACGAACUGGCCUGGAAAAGAUUCUUGCGGGAGAGAAGAUUCAGCUUGACCCGGACACCGAGCAGAUAAUUCAGACAGUGAUCAACAAGAACCAGCCAAUCGUCGAGAAGCAUUUGCUUCGUCUGCUUGAGCUUCAGGAGUCGGUGGAGCACCCUGUCGAGUUGAAAUCCAUCGCAGACGACGACCUCUGAGGCACUUCCGCUGCUUGCUUCGUCACUCUUCAAGCGGAUUGGGCCAUUGGCGCAUCGAUGUGAGGAAAUGACUGUGUGAAUGUGAGGAAGUAGGUGCGAAGGGCAGUUUAUUGUUAUGAACUGCCAUGUGGUGUGGAAUGGGUACAAGUGGAGGUUCACCGCUGCAAAGUCCCCCUGUCAAAUCUGCUCUUGCCCACAGAGGACGAAACAUUUGAGGAGAGGUAUCUCACCGCCCGCACUAGCGGGCACGGGCCGCCCAGUCAUGACACAUCUGGUGAAGAGAUAAUGUAGGGUUUCUGUACAGAAGCACGCUAAAUGUUAGGCAAGCUAAACAUGCAUUAUCCAACCGGGUAUCUGUGCUUUCCGAAAUCAUUGGUCGUACCUUCAGACCUCAAAGCUGUAUGUAAGCAUGGUGGUUGCACUUCAGCAUACCUGCUGAACAUAUAAAGGCAGAUGAACUUGCAUUAAGAAGCACUGACUAAUGCGCAAGAUGAGCACUUUUUAUCACCUGUGCAGCAAAACCACUCUUACGAACUGUUAAUGGGACUUCUUCCUUUUUUUUUUUUUGUUAGUUUCUGUGUAGCCGGUGUGCGGAUUUCACAAAAGGUGGGAAGCAGUGCCAGAGAAAUAGAUACAAUAUUGGGAGUUCUGUCCACAUUUUUCGUUGUCUUAUUCUUUCUUUUCCACUGUUUUCUCUCUUACAUGAAGGUGGACCUUCGCAACUCUACAUUAUGCUCAACAGGCCCUUCUGAAAAGUGUCAAGCUGGCUUUGUAGCUGGCACAUUGUUCUUGUUGUCGUGCAUUUAACAGUGCACCAGCUGCACAGUAGUCAUCGCUUUAACAGGCCACCAUACUUUUGGCAAGCGUGUAGUGCCCAAAAGCCAGCUUAACACUUUUUAAAAGGAUCCGUUAUCCACAAAUAUAUACCACAAACCUGACCUUUGACUCGAAGGGGCACCCUCAGCUGAGAGAGGGUAUGCGAUUGCACUCUCUUUGCCAAGUUUCUAACCCCGCGCAGUAAAGCACAUCUCAACACGAGGCAAGACACUGUAACAUUACAACGAUGCAGCAGAGAGAGAGAGAGUUUUGCCUCCUAGAGAAUUCUUGUUCCAUGUUUAGCACUACUUCUUUCUCAUCGCGCAGCUUUUGGCAUUUUUUCUUCUGUACAUUUACCAUUAUCAUAUUAGCACUGAUGUGGAUUGCUGCUUCAUACAUUUUUGUUCUCCAACAAGCAUACAUUUAAGUGAGAAAAGGUACAGAUAUGUUUCUUGAGUUCAGUGUUGAAGUGCAGUCAUUUUUAAUGUGUCCAGAACUCCAACCUCUGAACUCGUUUAGUUUCUUUUAAGCUUUUCUUGCUCUGGGAAGCUGCUUUUAAAGAAUAUAAAUUACUGCUUUAAAUGUUAAGCUAUGCUACUUGAAAGUGGAGAAUUGGUAUAGUGGCACAAACGCAUGGAAUCUAGAGUAUAAACAUUAUGUUUGUAUGCACAUGUGGAGCUGGUGGUAAUCCAUAGGACAUGUGAAAUAUUUAGACUGGCUGGUAGGGUGGUGUAGAGUUUCUUGUUUUGUAGCGUUAGCUACACUGGCCUAGCCAAGCCCGUUUCGUGCGGCACAUCAAGAGCCGUGCUGCGCAUGCGCAAGGAUCAGUGAUGUCACACGGCUUGCGCACUGGAGCCACCGGAGCCGGCACCUCUCGCGCACUCCGCCGCCGGCGCGCGCGACUCACCGCCGCCGGUCUGCGCAUUCCAGAGGAGUGACGUCGUAGCCGUGGUAGACGCACUGGCGCCGGCGCGCGCUCGCUGUGCAGUCGCCGUCUGACACUGCACUGGAGCCGCUGCGCUUCUGACUGGCGUUUGUGUGUGUCAUUGGAGCAGCAGUAAGCAUGACAAUCAAGCUAAUCCUUGACAAUCUAGACAACCAGGAAAGCUAAGAAUAAUCAGCUGAACCUUUGCUAACGCUACGUAUAUC
This is a messenger RNA of Dermacentor silvarum, 3315 nucleotides long. RefSeq lists its product as uncharacterized. The record is from RefSeq and is a predicted model, not a curated record. The coding region runs from base 478 to 1350 and encodes 290 amino acids. Lineage: Eukaryota; Metazoa; Arthropoda; Arachnida; Ixodida; Ixodidae. The transcript has 7 exons.